UUUUUUUUGUUCCUUCUCCUCAAAGCUUUCAUACUCUACAAUUUUUUUAUUCCAAUAUGAGUGUACGAGGCAAUACGAUUGUCCAACCCGUAGGAGAUCCAAGUAUUGACGGGACACGUUGGCAGACUAAUGAAGACAUUCAAUUGUGCAAGUCUUGGAGGGCUGUUAGCCAAGAUCCGGCAAAAGGUACGGAACGAAGAAAAGAUGAUCUAUGGAUAGAGGUACGCCAACACUAUGCCGAACAUUGGGAUGGAUAUGUCCGAUCAUUGCAAGCUUUUCAAGGGAGGUAGAAAACCUUGAAAGUCGAACUUUAUGCUUGGCAUUGUGCUUUAAGGCAAGCAAAGCUAUGGUACAAGAGUGGUGCGAAUAUGAUUGAUGAGCUACGUCAAGCACAAGAUUUGUGGAGAGCUGCGAUGACCAAAUCGAAAGGAAAAGCAAAAAAAGAUGAUUUCAUUAGUUUAGAAUGUUACGAGAUUGUUAAGGGGUUUCAACAAUUUGAUGACAUUCCAAACCAUUCCUCUUCGGCUGGAGAAACCUCCAGGGGAGGAACUGAACGGAUGCACACACAACAAUCCGUUCCUGAUUCUCAUGUCCAGUUGGACAUAGAUGCAGAUGAGGUAAAUGCCGAUGCAACUCCCAAUCCUUCGGUGAGGCCUCAAGGAAACAAGGCUGCCAAAGAAGCUCUUCGGAAAAGAAAGAAAACAUCUAAUGAUUCCAGUCCUCUGACAGCCGCUGUGGAGACUAUAGCAACCAACCAAACAUCAAUGUUGUCUGCCAAGGAGAAACGUGAUGAGGAAUAUGUUCGACAUCUCCGUGACCAACAACAACGAGAUUAAAUACGCUUGCAAUUGGAUAUUCAAGAGAGGGAAUUCAAAAAUCAAGAGAGGGAAGAGCGUAUUAUGGAGAUGGACACAAGUAAGAUGACGCCAACCAAAAAGAAUUACUGGCAAAGAAAACAAAAAAAAAUUGCGGAGAAAGAAGCUGAAGAUGCAACCCGUGGAUCUGGCUUCCCACAACCACCAUUCACCGGUGGAUAUUAUCCACAACCUCCUUUUGUCGGUGGCUAUCCACAACUUCCUUUCCCCGGUGGCUAUCCACAACCACCAUUCCCCGGUGGGUAUUAUCCACAAUCUCCUUUCCCCUGUGGCUUCCCACAACCACCAUUCACCGGUGGUGUCCCUUCUCCACCUUUCUCUUCGGAUGAAUCCACCAACCCCAACCAUAUGGAUGACCCCACAAACACAAAUUGGAUUCCUAAUGAAUAUGAGGAUUAGGAAAAUUAGGGAGUUAUAUAUUUUAAAUAAUUGUAUUGUUAUGAUUCCAAUGCUUGGUUUUGCACUUAUGUAAUAUUAGAUUGAUGAAAUGAAAAUUUAUUUUAAUAAUACCAACAGGAAAUGAAAAGCUAAAUGAAACCACACAAACAUAAUUAAAAACAUAAAAACUAAAGUAGAAACCACACAAACAUAAUUAAAAACAUAAAAACUAAUAGAAAACACACACAAAUAGCAGAUCUAGAUACUCCUAUUGCCUUGAAAUUCCCAAAAGUGUUGAAUGAGGUCUUCCUGAAGGUUGGAGUGACUUUGGUCAGAUCUAAUUUGUUGGUAGCGGUCCAUGAAUCCGUUCAUAUGAUGAGCAUCUCUACCAACAGGAUCAAAGUCUCUACCGGUUGGUCUCUCCCAUACCUCAGCAAUCCUGCCUCAUCAUCGCUGUCUUCAGGUCGUUCAUUUUCGACAAUCAUGUUGUGUAAUAUAAUACACGUUAACAUAAUGUAUCGAAUGUCCUCUUUAUGCCACCCACGAGCAGCUCCUCUAACAAUACUAAACCUUGACUGUAAUAUACCAAAACAUCUCUCUACAUCUUUCCUAUACUCCUCUUGAGCCUUUGCAAACUCGAUUUCCUUGGGGCGUGUAGGAUUUCGAACAGUUUUCAAGAAAGUCGCCCAUCGAGGAUAAAUACCAUCGGCGAGAUAGUACCCUAGACUGUGAGCUCUGUUGUUAACUUGGAAUUGGAUCAGAGGUGCUCUACCGGCGGUAAGCUCAUCAAACAACGGAGACUUUGCUAAGACGUUCAGGUCGUUGCAUGCCCCGGGCAUUCCAAAGAAUGCGUGCCAAAUCCAGGUGUCGUAAGAUGCGACUGCUUCCAGGAUGAUAGUGGGGAUCUGUUUCCUACCACUAUAUUCUCCAGCCCAACCUGUCGGACAAUUCUUCCAUUGCCAAUGCAUACAGUCGAUGCUCCCAAUCAUUCCUGGAAAACCUCUCCUCUCAGCUUUGGCAAGAAGUCGUCUGAGGUCCGCUGCAGUAGGAGCGCGGAGGUAUUCUGCUGAGUAAAGAUCAACAAUUCCUCAUGUAAAGUGCUGAAGGGCUGCGACGAAGGUGGAUUUCGCCAUCCAACAAUACUCAGCACAUUGAUCUGCCCCUGCACCGUAAGCAAGCAUUCGCAAGGCAGCUGUCAUCUUCUGCUCCGGAAGCAGUCCGACUUUGCCGGUAGCAUCUGACCUUUGCACUAGGGCUGAAUUCGGUACUAAACCGAUCCAUUUUUCCCCAAACCGUUGCCGAACCGACCUCCGUUGGUAUCAUAAUUUUCAAACCGCCACCGAUCCGACAUAGUCGGUAUACCGACUGUCGGCAAGCCGAAUUUUCGGUUGGUAUCGUUCGGUUUUGCUGCCGGAAAUCAGAGGAGGCCCAAUUGGUCGCGGGUGUCUGACUGACGGAGUUUGUUGCGGUAGAAGCACAUCACAUCAAAGCAGCCAUCGAAGAUUCAGAUCUCAUCUGGAGUUUCCCUUGGAGAUGACUAGAUGAGGACGAAGUGAUGAUACUGAUAAUGGAGAAAAGUAGGAGAUGAAGGAAAUAGAGGAAGAGGAAGAUGAAAGAACUGGAAGAAAGCAAAAGCAAUGGGACAAGAAACUGAUGGAGAUUCUGGAAAAAAAAAAUUGAAGGAGAUGAAAGAUGAGGAUGAAUAGGGAGAAGAAAGUGAUGGAGAUGAUGAAAGAUGAAUGGUUUCUGAUUUUUGGGAUUGAUGGACCCGAUGAGGUCUUUUUGUUUUUUUCUUUUAAUUGUAUUAGGUUAAGAAGGAAUAAAUAUAAUAAUUGUACCACAUAUAAUAAAAGCAACUUGUGCUCUAGUGGUUGAGAGCUGAGUUGCGGAGUGAGGGGAUGAGGGUUUGACUCCUGCCUCCAACCAAAUUCUUGC
This is a messenger RNA of Rosa rugosa (rugosa rose), 3188 nucleotides long. RefSeq lists its product as uncharacterized. Bases 369 to 836 code for a protein of 155 amino acids. NCBI's taxonomy places the organism in Eukaryota, Viridiplantae, Streptophyta, Magnoliopsida, Rosales, Rosaceae. The transcript is spliced from 2 exons. The record is from RefSeq and is a predicted model, not a curated record.